AUGGCCGAUCCAAUUGGGUCUAUCGUCGGCUUGAGAGUCGUUCAACUGGAUCAUGGAUUGGGUUAUAUCCCCGUUGAGCCGCACAUCAACUAUUUAAUAAAUCAGCAAUUUGGGAGGGCCGCUGCAAUAUACCCUGUUAAUAACAUUCAAUCGUUGGGUCGUCCGGCUGAUCGACAGGAUAAUGGACACCAGGCGGCAUCUCUUGCAAAUGUAAACAUAUCGGAUCCUCAUCAAGUCCAACCGCAACGACAUGCGAUGGAUCAGCCCCUCAGCUCGCAAGACGUACACAAAAUGGAGUUGAUGAAGCAGAUCGAAGACAAUAAGAGGAGACGCGAAAUGGAACGACAGAAAGAACUUGAUAUUGAAAGAAAGGAGAUGAGAAGACUCGAAGAAUAUAAUGCCAAAAUCCGUCGCGAAGAGGAAGAAGAACGAAAACGUGAAAAGGAUCGAGCUCUCGCCAUGGAAAGAAGGGCAGCCGCUAUAGCGCAAGAACAACAAAACCGUACUCGCCAAGUCCAGCAGAGGCCCAGCCCACCUCAACAACAAAACCCUCCUCGUGGGCGCAGGGCUUCUCUUGUAGCUCCUAGAGAUGAGGAAAGAGAAGACGAACAACCACAAAGAGCUGAAUGGUGGGAACGAAAGCCAAACUACGAAGACUCAAGGAAGUCGGCCGCGAUUCCGACGAUGAGAAAUGGGGUGAAUAUACGACCAGAAACACGUGGACGUCAUUCUUAUAGUCCGGCCGAGUCCGUGCGGCAACAUCAGAGCAGGGAUCAGGGCCGUGAGCCAAUUGAAGGCUCACGAGCUCCUUCAGCAAGACCAAGACGUUCAUCGAUUCCGCCUAGGGCUCCGCAUCCAGAUGACGAACGGCCGAUAAAGCCCGCAAAACAGAGUUGUAAGAUU
Messenger RNA from Mesorhabditis spiculigera, 903 nucleotides. NCBI's taxonomy places the organism in Eukaryota, Metazoa, Nematoda, Chromadorea, Rhabditida, Rhabditidae. The record is from the annotation of a GenBank genome assembly.